AUGCAAAGUUUUAUUUUAGGAAGACUCCGGCUCCAGCGACUCACUCCAAAAAUUGUUCCCUUGAACCUUAGAAACUACGCUCGCACUUUUGCUUCAAAGGAAGUCGAAAAUCGGGACGAAGAUGUUGGCAUUACUGGGAGAAGAAGGCGUACCAAAAAUAGAUCCAAGAUCCAUGCUUCUGACCCCGAUGACGAAUUUAUGCAGAUGUGGAGCACAACAGAGGGGUACAUUCAAGAUCAACUCAGAGAAGUCACAAAGGGCGUCAAAAUGUCCAGACGAAAGUACGUGAAAGUGAAUCGACCUAAUGUUAGCACACUGCCCCUUGCGAGUGAACUGACGUUAGACGAGCGGAGUAAAUUGCUAGAAGAUGAUCCCUCUGUGGAUUUUAGAAUCCCUAGAGCAGAAGAUUUUGCAACUCUGACCCCCGUCUUCAAAUCGCUGACAGAUGAGGAAAAUUUCGAAAGUGUGGAAGAAAAUGUCUUGAAAGUUUCUGAAGAUAAACCUGAGAUAGGAUGCAAUGUUGUAGACACUUCAAGAAUUUUUUCAUUCGAAGACUUUAAUCUUCACCCAAAAAUCAUAGAAAAGCUUAAAAAGUAUGAGAUUAUUAACCCAACACCUAUACAAAAGCAAGCAAUACCACUGAUCAUGAGUAGCAAGAGCAUACUGAUUCAGUCUGAGACAGGAUCUGGCAAAACUCUAGUAUUUUUGUUGCCUGCUAUUCAGGAUCCUGGGAAAAGUUUUGGUACAGUGAUUGUGGUGCCAACCAGAGAACUGGCAAGUCAAUUGGUGUUUGAGGCUCAUCGGUUCCUUGGAAAUAAGACUGUGGUGGAAUCUUUUGUAAGUGGGAACUGUCGGUUAUCAUUAACCUUGUUUAUACACUGUAAUACAAAGAACGCCAGUGGUAAGAGAUGCUUAGGCAUAUUUUGCUUAUUGGUACUUUAUUUUGGUGGGUCUUCAAUUUUGCAUUUUUUGUGAUUGCAAAAAAUAUCACAAAAUUUAAGACCCAGAAAUAAAAAUCCUCACGAAAUUUAAUACCCAAACAGAAAAUUCAAAAUAUCACAAGAAAAAAUGAUUUUAAACAUGUAAUAUAAUAAUUAUCCAGACUUUGUAUUGGCAAGUACACAAAUUAUUACAUGUAAAGUUUACUUGUGUCUUUGGUUGUGAAAUAACAUUGAUUUGCAAAGAUUUCACUUAUGACAAGGAGAAUCAUAAAAAAUAUUUUAAAAGUUCAGAUUUUGUUGCACAUUUUCCUCUUGAAAUCACAAAAAUAAGACCCAGCACACCCUCUCCCACCAGAAUAGUGAAAGUACCAAUAAAGAUAAAUGCUUAAAAUUUUCACAGGGGAGGCAUUUACUUAUUUUCCAAUUUUCCCUAAGAAAGGAUGUGCUGCUGAACAGAGUAUGAUUUUAGGUAGCCUGUGAAAACAGCCCUUUCUCCUCGCUCCUGGUGGACGUUUCACGAGGAGGAAUGUCUGCGACUCAGCGACAGAAAUUCUAUACUGAUGACGUAAAGCAAUGUUUACAUAAGAAAUCCGGUAGUCAUGGGGUUCCAAAUGCAACUUUGUUCAACUUUAUGUUUCUCUGGUCCAUUUUGGUAAAGUGUUGUGUUCAUCUGCAAAGGAGCUCCAGCAAAACUCAAAUGCUUCUUCUAAAGAGGAAUAUAUUCCACAAAUAUUGACUGUUUUGUUAUAGAUUCAUCGCAUUUACUUUUGACCUUUGUAGCCUUUUGUCUUUUGUCUGUCAUUCAUAAACAAUCGCUAAAACAAUGUAACUUCUCCGUCGUCCAAUCAGCACUUAUGACUGGAUUCCGGACAGAUCUUACGUCAUCAGUAUGGAAUUUUUGUCGCUGAGUUGCAGACGUUCCUUCUCGUAAAACAUUCUUAGCGGCGUCAGGAGCAAGGAAAACGGUUGUUUUCGCAGGCUAGGUUUUAGGGUAUUUUGUCUUAAGCUGGUUAUAGGACUGCACUAUUCUAAAUUUAGUGCCCGAACCAAGUGUCUGUCUGAAGAUUUUGAACAAUUAAAGGUCCAGCUGGACUAGUGUUGGGAAUCAGCUGAGAUUUCAGAAAUAAAACAAAGUGACAAUAAGAAUUCAUUAUGCAAAUAAAAUAUAAUAAUAUUAUAACUUGUCACUUUAAUCUUACUAGGUGAGUGGUGUGGACAUUGCUAAACAAGAAGCAAGGUUAAAAGAUCGAACCAACAGGCCUUUGAUUGCCAUUGGCACUCCAAAGAGACUAUUGGAAAUCAUUGACAAGGAUCCUUUACUUGUACACAGAACAAAGAGACUUGUGAUUGAUGAAGUUGACAAAACUCUUUUACCCCUUAGCAAGCGGGUUUCAAUAAAGAAGAGAACUCUACGAGAGAACAAUCCCAGGCCUGCCAAGCUUCUAGUGGAGAAGAUAAAAAAAUACUCAAGGGUAAUUAUAAAUUAAUACAGUGAAAUCUAUAUUACGUAGACCACACAAUUUUUUACGCAGAUACCCUCUAGAAACUCUCUAGAAACUCCACUAGAAAAAUCUGCCAGUUUUUCAGGAUCCAUUUGAAACAGCAUUGCUUCCACUCUCCACAAAAACAAAUCUUAAAAACCAAGAUUAUUGAUUUCUGGAAAGGAAACUACCAUACAGAUGUCUGUCAAGUAACUUUUUGAUCAAAAUCCAAAUUAAUACUGGGAAAAUACACCCCCAAAUUCUGGUAGAAAACCAAUAUUUCAAUCUCCAAAACACCUUCUUGACCUCCGCAUCCAGCUUGAUGAAUAAUCUUUCACAUAUUAGCAAAAACCCACUAUGAAUGGUCAUCCUCCUCAACAUCAUCAUUCUGAUCCUCAUCAUCAUCAUCAUCGAUCUUCUUCGUCAUCAAAGUGAUUUUUUUUAACUCCUGGCAGCAUUAUUUACAAUGAUCUACAGUGAAGGGACAUCUUCUUGUUCAGUGACUCAAUCACCCCUCCGCUAGCUUUCUGACAGAGAUUCAAAUUAAUAUUGAUUAAUUUUACAACUGUUGAAUGUUAGGUCAGGCCAGUUCAGCUUAUUGGAGUGUCAGCUACUGUGAAUGAUGAACUGAAAGAAGACUUGUCAGAAUUGGGUUGGGGAGAUCAUGUGACAGUCAUUCAGUCCCCUGCAUCUAAGGGAAAGCGCCAUAGUGUUCCAACCUGCAUCAAACAUCAGUAUGUUGUCUGUGAUGAAUCUUCUGGAAGGUCAAAAGCCCAAACUCUUGCAAGGUAAUUAAUGAACUUUAGUGAUCUGGCAUGUAGAGUUGAUCACUGUCAAGUUGUAGAGCUCUUCUUUCUGUCUAGCCACCAUUUUGCCACACUACCACUGGUUCCCCCGCAAAAGGAUGUCUGAGAAAUGACUACCAGAAUUUUCAUACUGAUGACAUGUCAUUAUUUAAUUGAUAGACAGCACUUUUCAUAAAAUAUAGGCUGUACCCAAAAGGCUGAUCUUUUGGAAUUAUUAUUAUUAUUAUUAUUUAUUAUGGGGUCUUUAGAGUUAUAAUGUUGGUCCUUGUCACCACUCUAAAUCACUGUAGGUUCCAAUGUUCAGGCACAUUGCCUAUGGUAGAAGUGGAAAGCGAUUGAUGUCAUGGGCGAAUUAACGGUUUGGCCGAGGGGAACGCGGCCACCCCUUUUCCUGUGAAAUUUUGCAUUAUUUGUAUAGAAUUUUCAGUAAAAUAAUAUUUAUUUUACUGUGAAUUCUUUAAUAGUACCUAUAGAACUGGCAAGUGUCCCAGACACCCAUUUCCAACUUUCUGGAUCUGCCCCUGAAUGUAAAACUUUAACAAAAUAUAUUUGUUUCAGGAUUUUCAGGGAAUCAAACCAGAAGUCUGCCCUUGUGUUUAUCCACCGACUUCACUCAGUGGACAGUUUUGUUUGGGAGUUAAGAGAUCUGGGUUUAAAUGCAGUCGCUUUUUACAGAAAAGUGGCAAACCAAGAUCCUGAAGAAUUUGAACAGUUUCUUAUGCAGUUUCGUACUGGACAAACAGACAUUGUUGUUGGCACUGAAGAAACCGUAAGGGGUUUGGACUUCAAAGACUUAGAUCAUGUGUAUUUAAUGGAAGUCCCAAAAAAUAUUGACGAGUACUUACACCUUGCUGGAAGAGUUGGUCGUCAGGGGAGACCAGGCACAGCAACCACUUUGGUAUCUCAAGGGGACCAGAGAGAGGAACGAAGAAUUAGGCUGGAAUAUCGAAGGCUUGAGUUGCCUUUUGAAGAAAUUGUUUUGGAUGAAAGUUUUUAA
Messenger RNA from Porites evermanni, 4225 nucleotides. The record is from the annotation of a GenBank genome assembly. NCBI's taxonomy places the organism in Eukaryota, Metazoa, Cnidaria, Anthozoa, Scleractinia, Poritidae.